UUUUUUGGGGGGGGGGGUGGGGGUUAGGGUUUGGAGAGAUUGGCAUUUGGAGACGGCGCCGAUGAUUUUACCGCCAAGAUACUGCUCCUAAAUAUCCCCUGUACGAUAAUUGGUUUACAUGUUAUUCCCAAUUUAUUACUAGUUAGUAGUUUGAUUUUAACUUAAAUUUGCCAUCCUUACUAGUAUCACUAUAUUAAAGAUUUCGAGCUCAGGGUUGUGCUUUUAAUGUGUUAUUUGUUUUUUAUUUGAAAAGAAGAACUGAAUUUUUCGGGUAGGAAAAGCCAUGGUUAUCAGUUCCUUAACUAAAGCAAGUCUUUUCUACCGGUUGUCAUCAACCCAAUACUUUUCCACAGUUUCCCCCAAAAUUUCCCAAUUCAGGAACCAAAUUUCUCUUGCCAAUCUCCUUCAAAGGUACGGUUUUCCACCAACUCAACUCCACUCUUUUCUUGCAAAAAACCAGUUUUUACUUAAUCGUUCUAAUGUCCAUGACAUCCAGAACUCUCUGAACAUUCUUUUAUCUUUUAAAAUUCCUCAGCCUUCCUUUAUUUCAUUGUUAUUUGACUGUCCGGCAGUCUUGGAUUCGAACUUUUUGAAGAAAUGGCAAAUUGGGAUUUCCAAAUUUGGGAACUUGGGUAUUUCCCCAGUAGGGAUCUGCAAUGUUUUGGCACUUUCUAGGCGAUUUCGGAUCGACCCGGAUUUGUUUUUGAACCGUGUUGGUGUUUUGAAAGAUUUAGGGUUUAAUGGUGGGGUUUUGACUAGGGUUUUAGAAAGGUUUCCUCGGAUAAUCAUGAUGAAGGAAGAUGAUCUUUGUGAAAAGAUUGGGUUUCUGGAAGGAAUUGGGAUUUCAAGAUAUGGGAUUGAAAUGGUUUUUCAUUUGUUUCCUGAGGUUUUAGGAUUUGAUGUCGAAAAUAGGUUGAAGCCAUUGCUUGAUGAGUUUUUGGAACUGGGUUUUAGUGAAAAUAUGAUUAGGGAUGAAAUUAUAAAAGAUUCAAGAGUUCUGAGCAUGGAAUUAGGGGAAAUGUCAAGGUGUUUGGGAUUGUUAAAAACUUUGAAAUGCCGAGCUCCCAUUGAAGACAAGAUUUUUAGCGAAGGUGAAUUUAGAGCUGGGUUUGAAGUAAAGCUUAGAGUUGAUUGCUUGUGCAAACAGGGGUUAAUUCAUAGAGAAGCAUUUAAGAUCCUAUGGAAAGAACCAAGAUUGAUUUUAUAUGAAGUGGAAGAGAUUGAGAAGAAAAUAGACUUCUUGGUGAACACGAUGAAUUAUAAAGUUGGUUGCUUAGUUGAAGUUCCGGAAUAUUUGGGUGCUAAUUUCGACAAACAGAUCCUUCCUCGAUACAAUGUCGUGGAGUAUUUGAGAUCGCAAGGAGCACUAGAAUUUGAUGUGGGAUUGAAGAGUUUGAUAAAGCCAAGUAGGCUUAGAUUCUAUAAUUUGUAUGUCAAACCAUAUCCGGAAUGCGAGAAGAUGUUUGGGAGGUUUGCUGAAGGUGCUGCCAUUCAAGGGCGGCAUCCGGUUGGGAUGUGGAAGCUUUUUAAACCACAAAAGUAUGCAGAAUCAAAGGAAGAUGUGAACAACACGAAAUCUUUUAUGGAACCACUAGUUUAGCUCACAAAGCUACUGAUCUAUCAUUUCUUUGUAGUCCAAUCUGAAAUGUGUAAAUAAGCUUCUUCUUUUUUUGUUGUAUACAGUUCUUACAUUCAAUAUUCAAUCUCUAAAUUGGAAGAUAAUAUAUAUUUACCCAUAGUUGGGACA
Messenger RNA from Gossypium raimondii (Peruvian cotton), 1747 nucleotides. RefSeq names its product transcription termination factor MTERF15, mitochondrial. Bases 284 to 1600 code for a protein of 438 amino acids. Gene Ontology annotation, molecular function: double-stranded DNA binding. Lineage: Eukaryota; Viridiplantae; Streptophyta; Magnoliopsida; Malvales; Malvaceae. Gene Ontology annotation, biological process: regulation of DNA-templated transcription. The transcript has a single exon. The record is from RefSeq and is a predicted model, not a curated record.